Messenger RNA from Ipomoea triloba (trilobed morning glory), 2252 nucleotides. Its product is annotated as LEAF RUST 10 DISEASE-RESISTANCE LOCUS RECEPTOR-LIKE PROTEIN KINASE-like 1.1. The coding region runs from base 20 to 2038 and encodes 672 amino acids. NCBI's taxonomy places the organism in Eukaryota, Viridiplantae, Streptophyta, Magnoliopsida, Solanales, Convolvulaceae. The transcript is spliced from 4 exons. Gene Ontology annotation, molecular function: ATP binding; protein kinase activity. The record is from RefSeq and is a predicted model, not a curated record. Gene Ontology annotation, biological process: protein phosphorylation.
UUAUGACUACAGGGUGGCCAUGGCUUCUUUCACCACCUUCUUUAGCUUAUUCCUCUAUACCAUAACAGUCUUUCUUCUAGGUCAAGGAGCGGGCAAACACCGGUCUGCUUGCCCGACAGAGUUCUCCUGUGGAAGCCUCGGGGCGAUGAAGUAUCCGUUCUCCUCCAAUAUCUCCGGGCACGAGUGUGGGCUGUUAAAGCUGGAAUGUGAUGCAGUUCCAUUACCAAGAAUCCGAAUAGGAAGAAAAUAUUAUUAUGUUUAUGGGAAGCUGGGAGACUACAUCAGGCUAUAUGAUCCCGAGCUUGAACAAAUCGUGUUGAAUCGUCCUAGAUGCAAUUCUUUCGACACGAAUGUUUCCUUCCCGAAUUCCCCUUGGGUAUCAUUUGUCAUCCCCCACAACUUCACUGUGUUCAAAUGCCCAAAAUCUCCCAAUUUAACUCAACAGAUGAAUAUUUUUGGCUAUAGUAAUCAUACCAAGUGUGGAGACUUCAGCCUGUUCUAUAGGCCUCCGGGUGAUGGUGAUCCACUUCCCAAUUUACCAAACCACCAUGGCUUUCCAGCCAAGUGCUCACCUAUUUUUUUGCCAUUUGAGAAAGAAUACAGCACUGAUGACUUGUUUGACAUCAUAAGUGUUACUUUUGUCCUAGAAUGGCUGCUGUCUGAGGAUUGUUCCAACUGUCAAAAAAGAGGUGGCCAAUGUGUUACAACUGCAAAUAACCAAUUUCAUUGUUCCAAAGAAAGAGGAAAUAGUUACUGGAGAACAAUAGUAAUGGCAGCUUUGGGUGGAAUUGCGGUUUUGCUGAGCUUAUUGCUCAUCUUUAUCCUUUGGCGUCGUAAGAAAGAAGAGGAGUCUCCAUAUAUUUUUUCAAGAAAUGCGUCUAGAGACCCCUGCUUAAGUCAUGACCUGGAGAUGGGCGGUCAGAGUUUUGGGGUUCCAGUUUUCUCAUUCAAAGAACUCAAAGAUGCAACAAAGAAUUUCGAUUCCUCUUCAGAAAUUGGAGAUGGGGGUUUUGGAACAGUUUACCAUGGAAAACUACCUGAUGGAAGAGAAGUUGCAGUGAAGCGCCUUCACCAGCACAAUGUCAAGAGAAUGGAGCAAUUCCUGAAUGAAAUCAAGAUUCUCACAGGCCUGAGGCAUGACAAUCUUGUCACCCUCCAUGGCUGCACCUCGAGGUGUAGCCGGGAACUGAUCUUAGUCUAUGAAUACAUUCCCAAUGGAACAGUCGCCGAGCACCUCCACGGCGAAAGGGCCAAGGAAGGAUCCCUCACUUGGCCUAUCCGGAUGAACAUCGCAGUACAAACCGCUAAUGCACUCGCUUACCUCCACGCUUCUGACAUAAUACACCGCGAUGUCAAGACCAACAACAUGCUUCUCGACAACGAUUUCCGUGUUAAAGUCGCAGAUUUCGGGCUGUCAAGGCUAUUCCCAACCGACGUCACUCACAUCUCCACCGCCCCUCAGGGGACCCCGGGAUAUGUUGACCCAGAGUACCACGAGUGCUACCAGCUCACAAAUAAGAGUGACGUUUAUAGCUUUGGGGUCGUCCUGGUCGAGCUGGUAACAUCAAAGCCAGCCGUGGACAUUAGUAGGGAUAAGCACGAGAUCAAUUUGGCCAGCAUCGCAAUGAGCAGGAUACUAAGACGAGCAUACGACGAGCUGAUCGAUCCAUCUCUCGGGUUUUCAACGGAUGCAGGAGUUAAAAGAAUGGCAAUUUCAGUAGCAGAUUUGGCUUUUCAAUGCCUGCAACUUCAGAAGGACAUGAGGCCUACAAUGGAUGAAGUUCUGGAGAAUUUAAAGGAGAUUCAGCGCGAUACAUUCAACCCUGAGGAAGAAGAAGAAGAAGAAGAAGAAGAAGAAGAAGAAGAAGAAGAAGAAGAAAGUGAGAAUGACAGCAAAGUAUCUACACGUGUAAGAGCUCCUCCUUCCCCUGAAACAGAGAACAUGAUUUUGCUGAGGGCUAACAAGCAGCCAAAUUCAACAGAUUCUAUGAGUGAUAGAUGGACAAGUAACUCUAGCACAGCAAGUAAUAACAGAUGAGUUUUCAUUAUUCUUUUAAUUCUCCAUGUAAAUGUAAAGAUCAUUUUUUGAAAGCACAGUUCAUAGCACUUUGUCAACAGUAAUUUUCUGGUAAAUGAGAACAAAGACAAACGAAAAAAUAAAAAAAUAAAAUGUUGUCAUAGCCUAUUUAGUCAAAUGGAUUACUUUGAAGCUUUCCAACCCUGUCUUCUGCUAAUGGGAAUUAAUUAAGGUG